GCGGUCAAGCCAGCCGCCACUACGGAAAUCACAGUCAAGCGAGCCGCCACGUAAUUUGCUACUGCACGUACGCUUCCGUUAUUGCGGUAAUGAGGCUUUUCUGCUGAAGGGACAUGAGUAAUCCAUCAACUAAACGUGGUUUGACGUCGCUUUCAUUAGGGCCUGAGUCCCAAAGGGGCGAAAGUAAAUGAAAGCGACGUCAAACCACGUUUAGUCGACGGACCAUCCAAGUCCUACUAUUUCCUGUUGUGGCGGCUGACUUGACCGCAGUGGAGCAGAGGGAAGAGGACGUAAGACCGCCUGGAGAGAGCAGCUGCACACGCAAGCUGUACAGUCCCAGAAAAAGGUUGCUAUAACGAAAAGCAAAAAGCUACGAAAACGGCAGCACAGCGGGAGAAGGGGGUAAAAAUAGGGAGACUCCCGCGAAAAUCGCUUGGCAGAUGUUGUCCCUCAGAUUUGGAUGUGACAUCUCUCUUCAUCCAAAAUCUCAGUGAGAUUGUGUCUUCAAUUCAUCAAAACUGUCAACUUGAUCCACAAAAUGACUUUGAGAAGAAAACCUUUGACAGCUGCAACUUUGUUGAUAAUAAUACUGAAAGUCUUCAUCGGACAGAUCCUCGCAUGUCAUCCAGCAGAGUACCAAAUAGGAGAAGAAUGCUGUCCUAGAUGUCCUGCUGGAAGUCGAGUUAAAACAGAUUGUACAAAGAUCAGUAGUACAUCCUGCCUGCCCUGCACUGAUGAAACCUACAUGAAUCAGCCCACUGGACUUAAACAGUGUUUCAUCUGUGCAAACUGUGAUGCAGGUUCUGGUCUGCAGAUAAAGACAUCAUGUACAUCAACAUCAAAUACAGUUUGUCAACCACUGGAGGGAUUCUACUGUAUGGACUCCACAGAGGACGGCUGUGUGAAAGCACUGAAACACACAAGCUGUCAACCAGGACAAUACAUCAGACAAAAAGGAACCAACAGAACUGAUACAGUGUGUUACAACUGUCAGCCGGGCUAUUUUUCACAGGAUGGUGUGAACUGCACAGCUUGGACAAUUUGCUCAGAAACUCAAGUGAUGGUCAAAGAAGGAAACCAGACAAAUGAUGUCGUCUGUGGAAGUGCAUCAAGAAAUCGUUAUUCUUUAUUUCUACCUUUGUUAUUGUUUUCCUCACUAACACUUGUGUUUGUGAGCAGAGGUUGGUGCUUGUUUUGCAUGUCUACCUAAUAAAUGUCUAAUAUCCUCCUCGCCUCCAGUGGACUCAACUAAAGCUCACUAACUUUUCGUGCUAAUAUUUUGGAUGUCAGGCAGGUGAAUAACAACUGAUAUGUUCAACCUGUCAGCUUAUUUUUUGUAAAUCCUUAGAAAGUUCACUAGGGAUGCACCGAUCAAAAUUCUUCUCUCCUGAUAUCAAUCAAUCAAUCAAUCAAUUUUUAUUUAUAUAGCGCCCAUAUCACAACAGAAGUCAUCU
This is a messenger RNA of Thunnus maccoyii (southern bluefin tuna), 1454 nucleotides long. Its product is annotated as tumor necrosis factor receptor superfamily member 14-like. Gene Ontology annotation, molecular function: protein binding; transmembrane signaling receptor activity. The transcript has 7 exons. The record is from RefSeq and is a predicted model, not a curated record. Gene Ontology annotation, biological process: signal transduction; defense response to Gram-negative bacterium; positive regulation of cytokine production involved in immune response. Gene Ontology annotation, cellular component: membrane; external side of plasma membrane. Bases 539 to 1210 code for a protein of 223 amino acids. Lineage: Eukaryota; Metazoa; Chordata; Actinopteri; Scombriformes; Scombridae.